UGGUUAUUAUUUCUCUUUGUAUUUUUCUGUAUGGUUUGGAUUUUUAAAGUGAAUGUAUAUCAAUUUAAUAGAAGCAAAAUAUUUUAAGAAAAAGUAAUGACAUAUUCCAAUUUCUCAGGCCCCAUUUUUGAAAACGAUGUCCACCAAUUUUAUGACCCGAUGAAAUGAAAAUGUAGAUAAACAAUUAGCAUCUUUAAAAUAAGGAUGAGAUAUUGACUGUUAUUCAAAUGUCUUUUGGAUUUAGUAACACCCAUGCUAUUACUUCACUAUCACUUGAAAGUUAUUUCUAUUUUUUAGUCCCUCCAGUAUUUCUAAAACAACUUUGUUUCUUUUUGUUUUUAAUAAGCAAGUCCAAAUAUCUUGCUUUCACUAAAGCACGUGGGGCAGUUUAAAUUAGUUUAAAGUAGCGCAGUUCUUGAACGGUUCUAUUUCAUCCUGGUUGAGCAUCUUCUCGUGGGCAAAACAUUCGUUUAUUUCAACCACUUAUUUCAGGGUUUUCCAAAAACCUUAGGAAAUCACCUGAGGCACUUUUUAUUAAAAUAAGAAUUCUGGUUCCCACACUAGAGCUACUGAAUCAGGCUGGUGGGGUGGGGGGUGAUGCUUCUGGUCCACACGUCUCAGUUCUUUUUGAAUUCCUCUCUCUGCCCCUGCAGUCUGGUUUUUAAUCUCUUCUUUGCAAAAUGCUUGGUUCCAAGAAGGUACCUGUUUCCAGGCUCAGUGUUUAUCAAUCACCCCCAAAUUUGUUUUUGUUGUUGUUGUUGUUUAAUUUUAAAGCAUGCCUUUACACUGAAACUGGUAGAUUCUUUAAAAUGCAACUUUGAUCUCCCCUUGACCAUCGUCUGACCGCAAAAGGAUUAGACAACUGUGGAUUGUUCCAUUAUGCCUGCAGGGAACAUGAGAACUUCAAGGAAUUAUAUGUCACACAAAAGAAACCACAUUUAAUGUGACUGAAAGAUGGAGGUUAGAAGGUCAGAAAGUUGACUUUCCAGUUUAUGUUCCCAGGGCAUGAACUAAUCAAAAUGGCUAUGGAAUCUUGUGAUAAAACUGAGAGUGAUCUUUUGUUUCUCAUCUGUCUUCUUGUUUUGCCUUUAGGAAGCCUCUUUUCUCAUUUUCCUUGGAACAGAUGAACAGAUUAUUUGCAGAGAAGGAAGAAAGGCAGAGGGGAGAGUCUACGUCUUCAAGAAGCUAAGGGACAGAGUCUUGACAUGGCCUGGAAAGCAUUCAGAAUUAACCCCAGCAGGUCAAAUGUUCACCCAGGGCACAACUGGGAAGAAACAAAAGAAAACUCAAUGUGCCGUCAAAGAGCCGCUUCAUUUUUCUAGCAAGUGACCCGCCAGGAAAGGUCCAAGGAAGCUCUCCCUUGGCAACAGCCCUGAAUUUCCAGAAACUCUUCUAAACCCUGAUGGUCAGCUCCAGCUUCUGCCCGGUCAUCAGACUUACUGGCGAGUCUUCAUUCCAGGGAAAUGCACAUGGCGGUGGUGGCAGCGGGCGUGGUGCUGCUCCUCAGCAUGGGGUCGACCUCAGAAGCUCUCUGCUCCCCCAACAUUUUUUACAGAGGCUGCUGGAUCCGUCGCUUCCCAGGUCUGCUAAUUGACCUGGAGGAGUCUCAGAAGCUGGGCGCCCAGUUCUUGAAGUAUUAUUCCGAGAGCACUGGUCAGAAAUGCAGCCGGAGCUGCUGUCUGAGGAAGGAUGUUUCCUGUAACUUGGCUGUCUUCUUCCACGACCCCAUUCAUGACAAUGUCAACUGUCUGCAUGUCCACUGCCCAACCCUGGACAGCUGCAUAUUGGAGCCUGGAACCAGUGCCAUUUUAUACAACAUAACAGACGGUAUAGAUCCAGACUUGCUGGUGUUUGAACAGUCACUGCCCACAUAUCUAAAUACUCGUUCUUCCUCCAAUACGUGGGAGAGACUAAGGAUUCUAAAAACUAUGAAUUUAGAUAAACAACAAGCCACCGAGAUACACCAAAUGCUACCGUCAAUGGAGGCUCCAUCGUCAACCACACGUCAAGAUUUGGUCGCAAACACCACCACCACCAGGUAUUCAAAGGAAUUAACCACAGACUCCUGGGCAAGAUUCAUUUCCCUGAACGACGCCACUACCGCAAAAGUAAAUGUGGUGUCACCCAGUACUGAGUUCAUCGGCAAUCCAGAUAACAAGACUGUUUCUCCUUUCUUUGUGCCCAUAGACACAAAACUGUCUCAUAUGCCUAUUCCAUCCCGACUCAACAGCAGCAAACAACUACUGAACAAAACCAAAGGGUACAGCAGCAGAAACCAGACAGCUGAGAGUGAGGACCCAGCAGCUGACGGGGCGCCUGGGACGUCCGCGACGUGGCUGGUUCCUGUGGCCCUCGGCACCUCUGUCGUCUUUCUCUGCUGUUGUGUGGUCAUCCUGGUAUCUGGGUUCUGUCGAAGGCGGCAGGGCCAGUACAAACCAGGACAGAGAAAGUCGGGAUCCAGGCAGAUUAAAAAAUGUACCAUUCUGAAGGAGAGAUCCUGAGAGUAAAAGAUGGGAGCAGUGUAGCUUUCAAGAGUAUCAUUUUUAGUUUUCCGUAAGACGAGGGCAGUUUGGUUUAAAAAAAAAAAAAAGCACAGAUGCCCAUUCAUACCAAUCUCUAAAAGGCCCAUGUUUGAUAUUUUUAUUUAUUUUUUUGAAUAGUGCACACUUUGCCAGAGUUCCAAAAUUCUGACCCCUGCAGUGAUUUAGCACCAUGUGGGUACAGCUCUGAGUGCUGUACAUGUAUAAAUUUGUUGAAUCCUUACAACUCUGAGUUAGCUAUACUAUUACUAACCAUGAUACUGUUACCAUCCCAUUUUACAGACAAAGAAACUGAGGAGCAGAGAGGCUAAGUUUCUGCCUAAGCUCACACGGCUAGGAUGUAGGGAAGCCAGGACUUAGGAGACAAUCUGGUUCAAAAGUCCAGGCUUGAAAUCACUGUUGGACUAAAAGCCUCCAUUUCCCUAAUAAGCAUGGAAAAAAGAUACAGGAAGACACUGUAACAUCAUACUUGUCUCCCAUCAAGGUCAAAUUAUUGUCACAUACGUUAAUGAAAUCUUUUAGUGGUUUAAGCAAAAAAACAUUCUAACCAAUUAUAGUUACUAACCUAUGAGCAAAAGUUUGCUGAUUUUUACUUAAUUUUCUGUGUUCAAUUGAUGAGUUUUUCUCAAUCCUAAUCCAUCAUCUUUUUUCUAAAAUUGGCCUGGCUUUCAGUAAUUAUGGCACUGAGAUCUUUGAGUUUUCUGUUGACUUCUGCUGAAUAAACCUUGGCAGUUUAGUUCACA
Messenger RNA from Camelus dromedarius (Arabian camel), 3283 nucleotides. RefSeq names its product MANSC domain containing 4 (gene MANSC4). Gene Ontology annotation, molecular function: serine-type endopeptidase inhibitor activity. The record is from RefSeq and is a predicted model, not a curated record. Gene Ontology annotation, cellular component: plasma membrane. Gene Ontology annotation, biological process: extracellular matrix organization; epithelium development; epidermis development. The coding region runs from base 1464 to 2501 and encodes 345 amino acids. NCBI's taxonomy places the organism in Eukaryota, Metazoa, Chordata, Mammalia, Artiodactyla, Camelidae. The transcript has 4 exons.